UAUAUAUCAGUACUAGAUUGUUUAACUAAAUAUUACCAUAAAUAAUGUGAAAAUUUUGGUUCUAUCUAAUUUAAAAGGUAAAAGUAAUCACGAUGUGUGUAACUUUUAUAGUGAAGUACAUUUUGUUUUUUGUGAAUCUGGUGUUUGCUCUUGCCGGCGCUACUCUCGUGGGUGUGGGCGUGGCUGUACUCGUCCAAAUAUCUGAUAUCCUAGAUCAGAUCCCUGUGAACCUGAAUGCUAUUCCUAUCACGAUCAUCGUCUUUGGUUCUAUCAUAUUUGCUAUUGGAUUUUGUGGCUGUUACGGCGCUAUUAAUCAGUCAAGAUGGCUUUUAACUAUGUAUGCAGUCGUAAUGGCAGGGUUGGCUGCCGGUAAGCUAUACUUCGCGAUAAUCCUGUUCCGAGGGCUAAGCAACAUUCGGGAGACGGCUGAAGGAUGGGUCGUUGACGCAUUUAGGAACCUGGACUUGUUUCCCGCGAUUGAAUUCGCUUUCAGCUGCUGUGGCACCACUGGCCCUUCGUCCUACGACGGCAUCUACCCAGUGCUGCCGCCGACCUGCUGCCCCAACCCUUCCUCCAUCACAGAGUGCCAGGGCAACGACGCUUUCUCUGAGGGCUGCGUCAGCAGACUGGGCAGCUACUUUGAGGUGUUCGGGGACGCCAUCGCCGGUGUCCUUGUUCUAGUCAUCACUGCUGAGGUGGUGGGCAUGGCGUUCAGCGUGUUCCUAUGUUGUGCUGCAAGCAAGAAACGAUGAAAUUACGCUAUGAUUACCAAUUUACUGUUUUAAAUUUAUGUAAUUUACUCUACUAUUGACGACCUCAGUGGCGCAGUGGUGAAGUGCUUGCCCCUGAACCGGUCGGGUCAUGAUGGAAAAUGAUCUUUUUCUGAUUGGCCCGGGUCUUGGAUGUGUAUCUAUAUAUGUAUAUGUUAUAAAAUAUAGUAUCGUUGAGUUAGUAUCCCAUAACACAAAAUUGACGACGCGACGAACUUACUUUGGGGCUAGCUCAAUCUGUGCGAUUUGUCGUAAUAUAUUUAUUUAUUUAUAUUGAGAUACUAAUAAAUUCACUGAUAAUUAGAGCGCUCAGAUGAGAGAGUCUAAAUAUUGUAUCUAAUCGAUCGAAUACUAAGAAAGCCCGAAACUUCCGGUCCUAAACUAAAUCUUAGGCGAAAUAAUGCGGAUAAAAUCGCGGUUGGGUAACGGAUUAAAAUUUUGGUCAAUUAUAUUAUUAUUUAUAUUAUUAAUCAACAAGUUUUCAGUUCAUCAACUGGAUUCCCGAUUUAGUUGGACCCACAAUGACUGUUGCAUGAAGAUCUUAAAUC
Molecule: messenger RNA, 1318 nt
Organism: Plodia interpunctella (Indianmeal moth)
Lineage: Eukaryota; Metazoa; Arthropoda; Insecta; Lepidoptera; Pyralidae
Product: tetraspanin-9-like
Exons: 5
Coding region: 93-752 (219 amino acids)
Cellular component (GO): plasma membrane
Source: RefSeq, a predicted model, not a curated record